UUGGAAUGUAGGGAGUGUUUCAUCGGACUCCUUUUUCAAGUUUUUUGUUGCUACUUGGAGUAUAGGAAAAGGUGGGUUCCAGUGUUAAUAAUUGUGUUACAAAUAUAAUCGUGUAAUGCAGUGUGCCCUUCUAUGGACAGAAGUAGGAGGGAUGAAUAUUUCUUAGGCCUCAGUUCUACAAGUACCGAAUAUCUCUUCUGAGAUGUUAGGGCCCAUCAUCACUCAGUGGGAAUCUUAAUUAACACCUUGCAGGACAGACAUGAUACACAACAGACCAGCUCCUGUCCAUAUUGAACCCAGCAGUCUUGAAUCUGACAGUAUUAGAUUCAGAUCUUUGACCUCUAUGCAGUCCAUUGAACCAUUACAGAAUCGUACUGAGGCCACAAAGAGUAGCAGUCGGGUAGCAUCGUUAUGUUAGCACUACACUGCUCUCUCUAUUCUCAGCUUAAGGGAUAUGAGCAUGAAAGGUUUGGCUGAAGGAGGAGGCUGAAUACCAGCUCACACAGCCACAUUAUGUAGUGCUAUGCUACUUCUUCAGUUCUUAGCAUUGAAAGCAUGAAGGUCAGAGGAGGAUGCAUGACCAGAACAUGGCUGUGUCUUGGUGUUCCCUGUCUAACUUGAUUAGCACUGGUGCCAGGAAAAGUAACAAUAAGUCUGCUCUGAUUUGCUUUGGUGGGGACCAGUUGGCUUCCAGGAGUACAAAAGUUUUGGAGAAGGAGCUGGGUUUCAAUGCCACUACAGAAUACUGAUAUGCAACAAUUGCUGAAGCUUGGGUCAUCCUCAGAUCACUCACAGAAGUGCUUUAGGAAGCAUGACUUGAUCUCCCUCUUGUGGAAAGAAAUUGGAAGUGAACAUUUGUGAUUUGAAAAAAACAAAACCAACUAACAAUUAUGGCAACAGCAACUACGCCACCUGCUGCUGCAUCCAACCUUCCAGGGAAUGAUGGAACUGACUUUCUGAUCGUGCUACACUACAACUACACAGGAAAACUUACUCUCCGAGAAAAGGCAACAGAUAGCAUAGACUUUACAACUGUGGCAUUUCUGAUCAUAUGUAGCUUCAUAGUCUUGGAGAACUUGAUGGUGUUAAUUGCCAUAUGGAAAAAUAACAAAUUUCAUAAUCGGAUGUACUUUUUUAUUGGCAAUCUAGCGCUCUGUGAUCUCCUCGCUGGAAUUGUUUACAAAGUAAAUAUUCUUAUGUCUGGCAAGAAAACUCUGAGUUUGUCCAGCACAAUCUGGUUCAUUAGGGAAGGCAGUAUGUUUGUUGCCCUCGGAGCUUCUACUUUGAGCUUAUUAGCCAUAGCCAUUGAGAGACACCUGACUAUGAUUAAAAUGAGGCCUUACGAUGCAAAUAAAAAGUACAGGGUGUUUCUUCUAAUUGGAACUUGUUGGCUUAUCUCAGUUUCCCUGGGUGCCUUACCAAUUCUUGGCUGGAACUGUAUUGACAAUUUGCCAGAUUGCUCAACAAUUUUGCCUCUGUAUUCUAAGAAAUACGUUGCCUUUUGCAUAAGUAUCUUUAUAGCCAUUUUGGUGGCUAUUGUUAUUCUUUAUGCACGUAUUUACAUACUGGUAAAAUCCAGUAGCCGUAAUGUCACUAAUCAUAAUAACUCAGAGAGAUCUAUGGCUCUGCUUAGGACAGUUGUGAUUGUAGUCGGCGUUUUCAUUGCCUGUUGGUCUCCAUUAUUCAUUCUGUUGCUCAUAGAUGUCGCCUGCAAAGUAAAACAGUGUGCCAUUUUGUAUGCAGCUGACUGGUUUAUUGUCUUGGCUGUCCUCAAUUCUGCAAUGAAUCCUAUCAUCUACACUUUGGCCAGUAAAGAAAUGCGCCGGGCUUUCUUCCGUCUUGUUUGUGGCUGUCUAGUGAAGAGCAACGUGGCUAGAUCUUUACCUAUUCAGCACACCCCUGAUCAAAGUCGGAGUAAGUCUAGCAGUAGCAAUACCCAGAAGCCAAAGGAGGAUUUUCCACAGAUUAAUGUUCCCCCAUGUAUUAAUGAAAAAACUGAAUCUUCUUUUCACAAUGGAAAGUUUUGCAAAUAAAAGACUUUGCAAGUCAAAUACUCAUCUACAGCAUUUUGGAUGAAAUUACAGAGUUUAUCAAUUUUCAAGCACUUAAAUCAUAGGGAAAAACACUAACCACUUAUUUAACUUUGAGUACCUAUUUAUCAUACAAAUCAGCUUGUUUUGGAUAUUAAUUUGGUAAAAGAUCUGACUCAGGAAAACUCUAUAUAGUAGCCAGAGCCCUUGUAUGUGUAAAGUCCUUGUAUGUGUAAAGAUGGCAUAUAUCGUAUGGAUGUGUUUGGCACAGUCUAACUUUACAAUGCAUUUAGCUCACCUGUACGAAACAUCAACAUUCAUUAAGCACUAUGGGCAAUGAAAAAAUCACCCUGCUUAUUGUUAAAUUGGACACAGAUUAAUUACAUUAUCCAAUGUGUGUUAUAAUUCUGUACAUGUAUCUUGCUGUUUAUUUUAAUGGUCUUACAUAUAUGUAGUAUAAAUAACUGUAUAUUUGUACAUUCCUUUCUUAAAUAGUCAUUUUAUAGCAAAAGUUUACAUUAUACUACACAUAAUAUUAUACUAUAUAAUGUAAUAUAACAGAUUAUACAAAUAUGUAGCUUAAUUUCAAAUAGUAUGUUUGAAAAUGUAUGAAGAAAUCUGAUCUGAAAGGACAAGCUAAAUAUGCAGUAUUAACUGAGUAGUUUGUCUUACAACCAUUACCACAAGUCCUCAACUUUAAAUGCAACAGGCACAACUCUUGCCCCGUAACUAAAUUUAAAGCAAAUAGUGGUAAAUAACCAUUAGCAUUAAGUAGGUUUGUUAUUUAAAGUAAUUAAAAUGUGACUCAGUAGGACACAUAUAGCAAGUGUAUGUUCUUUUACUAUGUCUUUACUAUUUGCAGUGUUUAAAAAUAUGUGAAACCUGUGUAAGUAUGUAUACCUUGUAAAUGCACUACAUGAACUAACAUUCUCCCACUGCAAAGCUAAGAAGACAUAAUUUCAAAUGACAGUAGACAACAAGAUCCUCACAGAACUUGUGGAAUUUCCUCAGGAGCUACUACAACGUGGAGCUUUAUUAGGUCUUUCUGGGGACAGGUCCAGCCAAUGUAACACUGUUCCUGCAGAAUCAUGUUACAAGAUGGAAAAUACGAAAUAGCAAGACCACACAGAAGGAAAGUAAUCCAUGCACAAUUAUUCCUUCUUCUGUAUCUGGAAUUACUGUUCUGAAAUCCUCUGGAUUUGGAAAGCCUUGCUUUGUCCACACUCCUUGGUAUCCCAUAACCCCUUCAAUGAAGAAUUCUACAGGAGACUUCAGGGCACAGCUUUGCGGAGGGUUUCCCUACCAUCCUUACUCUCUUCAAGUGUAUUCUCCAUCAGAUGGGGCAGCAUGGCUCACUGUGUUCAACAUUUGCUUAAUAUUAUGGUAUGAGUUGGCAUAAAUCUACUGAAAGCAAUUUAGCAUGGGAGAUUUAUUCACAGGCUGAGAACCUGGCUAAUGAUUGUUUUGUGAAUUGUACUUUUCAGGCUCAGAUUCUCAAAGGAGCCUAAGUGUGUUAGCUGUUCCAAGUCUAAUGCUCAUUAUCUUGCAAGCACCUAACUUCCAUAGGCCCCUUUAAAAAAUCCCAACUUAAAUUUCUCAAACUAAGGGGGAAAAAGCAUAUGAUUUUUUAUUUACAACUUAUAAAAAUGGUCCUUAUUUUUUCUCUUAUCUUAAUCAUGUAAAGCAUCUACAUCAAAGAAUAUUUCCAAGUAUCUACAGUGUAUAAAUCAUGUAAGGUCUGGAAAAAGCUUUUCUAAAUAUACUGUUUUACAUUUUGAUUAUUUUUUCAAGGCAAGAGUCUACUUGUAAAUAGGUCAGGAGUGUCCCUUUGAUUUUUGUAAAGAGAAAUAGCUGAAUUUUCAACAAUUGUGAAUGAUACAAGUAACUAUCAAGUGUCUUACACAAAAUAGAGACUGCCCCAAGCACUAAAUAGUAAUUUAGACACUAUAUGGAAAGAAAGUCUAGCAAAGCUGAACUAGAAAACAUGUGUCAUAAUAUGGGAGACGAGCUGUGGAUACGAAUUGAGUCAAAAUGUCUGAUUCACAUCUGUAUUUGUGCUGUAAAUGGAACUACUUACAUAGUGGUGCUGUGGUUUCAUUCUUUAGACUUUAGAGUGAUAUUUCGAUAUACUUUGCAGCCUGGAGAGCUUUCCUGAAACAAGAGUCUUUGAAAAAUACUUGCUAAAAUUCCGGUGUUCUCUGUUCUUCUAAAUGUUUGCUUUGAUUAAAUGAUCAGUCCUUCCAAAAGGUUGGAGUUCCAGGUCUCGUAGAUGUGAAGGUCUUCAACAGCACAAGUUCCCUUAGCUUUGGGGCAAACAUGGCUGAACCUAUCCUGUGCCUCAACUUAAAGAUGUUACUUAUGUUUCCCAUACCAAGACUGUAAUAAAAAGAAAAAUCUGUAUUAACCAAGGCCCAAACACAUGUCCAUAAACAUGACUUUUAGGAUGCAGGUCCUACUCUUGAAUGCUGUUGCAGUUGGCCCAAGGUACAAGCAACUGUUUGGAGCCUCAUGGUUCUGCAGCUCUGUCCCUUACCCCAAACUCUCUCUUUCCUUCUGACAGUGGAUUCAAAGGCAGAGCAAGCUUGCUACUGAAGUUCUUUCUAGCAGCAUAGCCCAACACUCAUUUUAGAGUUUUUACUAUGUUUCUGCGCUCUGGAUGAACAAUUGAUACAUGAAGCCGUGACACACAAAUUCACAAAACCAGCUCCACCCCUCAUGGACAUUGAGGACACUGCCCAUUACAGAACUACUGUAGAAGGGGAAGCAGGACUACAGAAGACAUCAUGGGGGUGCAAACAGUAUGGACUGGGUGCAGAGAAAGCCAAAAGAUUGGCAGUGAUGGAGAGUACAUAUGCAUGGGAGGAUACUCCAGCCUUGAAGCUGGAACAAGUGUUUGGCUAGAACUCCAUCCCUCUUCCCCUUCCCAAUGCCAUCCCUGAAAUAUGUGAGAAUGUUUUAGAAUGAAGAUCAAAGAACUAGGUUAUCCAUUAGGCCACAAGUAGAUCAAAAUCAGUCUCUUGAACUGUAAAUGAUUUGUCUUAUACAGAGAAAAAGCUACAAAACAAAUAUGUUUUGAUAGUGUUGAGUUGACAUUGUAGCUGUGGUGGUCCAGGAAAUAUGAGGCAAGAAUUUUUGUGAGUGAUAUUUUUAGCGGACCAACUAUAUGGUUGGGAUAGACUUAGACAAGCUUUUGAAUAUACUGCAUUCUUCGUCAGGUCUGUGCCUGUUUUUUUCAUCAAACAUGAAGAAAAAUUAAUUGCAUUCAAAAGCUUGUCUAAAUCCAUCCCAGUCAUUCAAUUGGUCCAAUAAAAAGGUAUCAUUCACAAAAAUCCUUGCUUCACAUACAAAACAAACACACAUUUGUCUAGUGUUAUUUCAUGAACUGGAGUCUUUAUUUUUAUUCGGGACUGCAGAAGAAAUGCAAAAGAAACCACCUAAGGAAAAAGAGCUUUCGUAAGAGUCUUUAUUGCCAACAGUCUUACAGAUUUACAGUAUUUUAAAUUAUUAAGUACCAUAGUCAUUUUACAAAACUUUUUUCUUUAUAUCCCAGACUUUGGAACCAGUUAUGUAGCAGUCACUCUCAAAGAGUGUAACAAGGUCCUGUUUUGAGUAGAAAACCUACAGCUAGAUUAUAAAUGUCAUGCCUGAAAGCACAGUCUAUAAAACAAAAAUUAACUACGUGCCAUAAGCUCUGAUCCCACUGUGUUGAAGUCAAAGGUAGGUAGGCUUUCCUUCAAACAGUGGGAGCAGGCUUAGACUCAUAAUACUUAGGAUAAAUGCUGGAAGGGUUUGCUACAUAGUUGGAAAUGUAAACUGCUAUACCACAGGAAAGGCACAAUUCCAAUAACCGAUUUUAAUUAGAAAUGCAGCAUUGGCUAAAAGUUUGUCAUCUGUCAAUGGUGGUGAUGGUAUUGAAAAUAAAUGCUAGGCAUAAAACUCCAUUGGCUACCACAAAAGCCAGAAAGUCAGGAUUCUUAGAAUUGCUGUUUAGCUCCCACUGAGGUGAAUUACAUUAGGUAAGCCUUGGAAUAAUGGCAUUUAACUUCAGGGAGACAUGAUUUACAUAGAUGUAAUUCAUAGCAUAUUUUAGUCAAUUGUGGUUUCAGCCUCUAUCAGGAACUGGGGCAGCCCCUUCUGGGGAAUGGGCUAGAUCACUGGUUCUCAAAACUUUUUAGACUCAAGGUAACCCUCAUUAGACUCAACGUACCCCUUCUUAGACUCGAGGCACCGCUCAAAAAAUGCCAGCUUAGUUUUCACUCAUUUUUUGACUAUGGGAAAAUACUACAGCAAUUUUUCUAUUGGAAAAAAACUCAGAACUACCAAAACAGGUGAGCUUUAAAAAAAUGAAUUCUUAUUUAAAAUCAUUGGGUUUAUCAUGUUGCACACCUAAUGGUGCUAAUGUGUGGCAUCCUGUGGCACUCCUGAAGGGAUCUCAAGGAACCCCAAGUUGCCACAGCAUCCUGGUUGCAAAUCACUAAACUAGACUCAGUAGGUUUUUCCCUAAAAAUUUUGCCUAUAUUGUUUGUCCUGCCACAGAAUGAGCCAUACUGUGGGGCCUGAUCACAAACAUAUCAACCCAUUGGUAUUUCCACCAGGCCAGGGUCUUUCAUACAGAGUUCCACUACCUCUGUGAAGCUCCCGGACCCCUCCAUCUAUCUGUCAGCAGAGUUGCAAGGGGCCUCCUUGCCCAUAGUGAUUUCUGACAUCUCCUUAAAGGGGGAUCCUCACUGAGAAAUCUUUGCAGGAAAGGUAUUGUCUUUCUCUGAUUAUUCCUCUGGGACCAAAGGAAGACUGAGUUAAAGAACAUUAGUCCAAUCCUGUCUCCCUUUAACAUGGAGCUAUCCAUUCCCCUCUCCCCAGCACAUUCAGUUGCCAACCCAGUAUCAAGAGCAUUAUUGAGUGCAGGACGAGAAUGCUGCUGCAGAAUUGGGCUAGCCCUACCUUUGCAUGCGGGGGAUAAUUCCUCUUACAGAUCAAGGUAUAAUUUGGCUGGAGUCAGGACCUACUUUUGCAUUGCAAAAAUGGUAUUUGGCAAAACUGCAUUCAUGACUUUGAUUCCUUCUUGGUCUCUUGUAAACCAAAAGUGUUUCUGUGGAAAUAAAUGGAGCUACUCUGCUGUAAAACCAACACAGCUGAGUUCAAACUCCCUUCCAUGUUAUUUGGUCCUAGUACCACUGUAGUCUAAAGUUGCAAAUAAAUGUUGCCCUUUGUGCCUCCAUAACCUUUUUUAUGGUGCCCCAAAGGGAAAGCAAUUUGAUGCCUAUACCAUUUCUCAUACCACAAAUACCCAAAUUUGUGGCCUCGAUAAAAGGUGGUAAUAGUUUCUGCUGCUUUAUUGAGACCGAUGUCUGUUGGCUUUAUUGUGAGAGUACCAGCAACUCAGGGCUUGAGGGGCCUAGUCUUUGUGGGAAUCUCUGGGCCAUGUCUGGGGAGCAUGUUGGCCAUUGUUGGCCAUUGUCCACAGCAUCAACAGGUGGGCCAAUGGGCCAAUGUGUUUCAGCCAGCAAAGUGGAUCAGCACAGCUGAUCAACUUCAUUUGCUGAUGUCUAUUUCUAGCAUUGCUUACGUGUGGUGAUCAUUUCAUUCUCUCCUGUAAUUUUUGCAUAAAUUGCAAAUAUGAAAAAAGUGCAACGUUAACUUCUAAUCCAACUGCCGGUACUAAAGAAUUUCCUAAGAGACAAUUUGCUUCUGUAAUCAAAGUGGUCACUAUUGAUGGACUGACAAAAACAUGGCAUAGAGUAUUUCAUAAUAGAUUUCAUUCUGGAUUCAAAAAAGUUACAGAGAAAAUAAAUUCUCACAAUAUUUCAACACACCACUUGUUUUUCCAAAAAAGUACUUUGUGUACAAUGCUCAGU
Messenger RNA from Alligator sinensis (Chinese alligator), 7885 nucleotides. RefSeq names its product sphingosine-1-phosphate receptor 3 (gene S1PR3). Gene Ontology annotation, cellular component: membrane. Gene Ontology annotation, biological process: G protein-coupled receptor signaling pathway. NCBI's taxonomy places the organism in Eukaryota, Metazoa, Chordata, Crocodylia, Alligatoridae. The coding region runs from base 891 to 2033 and encodes 380 amino acids. Gene Ontology annotation, molecular function: sphingosine-1-phosphate receptor activity. The transcript is spliced from 2 exons. The record is from RefSeq and is a predicted model, not a curated record.